GUGACUUCCCUUUCCCUCUUGCACAUCAAUAUCAAUCUUGAUCUUACGUGGAAGCUCAACUUUGCAAUACAACUUCGGUUUGCGUGCCUAUCCUUUUCUCUCAUUUAAAUUCUAUAAUUUAUUCAUUCUUCAUUACAUUUUCUUCUUCCCUUCUCAUCAUUCAUCAGUAUCACCUUAGCGAUUUCACCUUCACGUUGCUCCUCUGCUCCUCUUAUACAAUCAUGACACUCCUCUCUUCUAAGAAUCCAGAGGAUGCUACCAAAAGGGCAAUGCCUUCCUAUUUUAAUUUACCACCACUGGAUGUUUCUGCUGCAUUUCCACAAGCAACUCCAGCAUCUACAUUUCCUCCUUGUGCUUCAGAUUAUUUUCAAUUUGAUGACUUGCUGACACCAGAGGAGCAGGCCAUCAAGAAGAAAGUUAGAGAGUGUAUGGAAAAAAAUAUUGCUCCAAUAAUGACCGAGUAUUGGGAGAAGGCCAAGUUCCCAUUUCAUGUUAUUCCAAAGCUUGGUGCAUUGCGUAUUGCUGGUGGCACAAUCAAGGGUUACGGUUGUCCCGGUCUUUCUAUAACUGGAAGUGCUAUAGCUAUUGCAGAAGUUGCAAGGGUUGAUGCAAGCUGUUCAACUUUUAUUUUGGUCCAUUCAUCCUUGGCAAUGCUCACUAUUGCAUUGUGUGGAUCAGAAGCUCAGAAGGAAAAAUAUCUGCCUUCGCUGGCACAGUUAGAAACUAUAGCAUGUUGGGCUUUGACUGAACCUGACUAUGGAAGUGAUGCCAGUGCUUUGAAGACCACUGCAACUAAGGUAGAAGGAGGUUGGAUCCUGGAGGGCCAAAAGCGGUGGAUAGGAAACAGUACAUUUGCUGAUCUGUUGGUUGUCUUUGCUAGGAAUGCGACAACAAAUCAGAUAAAUGGAUAUAUUGUAAAAAAGGAUGCACCUGGUUUAACAGUCACAAAAAUAGAGAAUAAAAUUGGACUUAGGAUUGUACAAAAUGGAGACAUUGUUAUGAGAAAAGUUUUUGUCUCUGACGAGGACAGAGUAGCAGGUCUUGACUCUUUUCAGGAUAUAAGUAAGGUACUUGCUGUUUCACGAGUAAUGGUUGCUUGGCAACCUAUUGGUAUAUCAAUGGGCAUCUACGACAUGUGUCAUAGGUAUCUAAAGGAGAGGAAACAGUUUGGAGCACCAUUAGCAGCUUUCCAAAUCAACCAACAGAAACUUGUCCAGAUGCUCGGUAAUAUUCAAGCUAUGAUUCUUGUUGGCUGGCGCCUUUGCAAAUUGUAUGAGACUGGUAAAAUGACUGUAGGUCAGGCUAGCUCGGGAAAGUCAUGGAUCACCUUGAGAGCAAGAGAAACAGCUGCUCUAGGGAGAGAAUUGCUCGGUGGCAAUGGUAUUUUGGCUGAUUUUCUUGUGGCAAAGGCAUUCUGUGAUUUAGAACCCAUCUAUACCUAUGAAGGCACUUAUGAUAUUAACACCUUAGUUACAGGCAGGGAAAUUACUGGUUUUGCCAGCUUUAAGCCAGUUCCCCAAAGAAGUCGAAUGUGAAUGCGUAAAACGUGUUCUUUCAAUAGAUUCCAAUAAACCAGCGUCCAAUAAACCAGCUUCUGUGUAUCGCGAGUGUGUUAUUAUGACUGGGAAUUUGUUGAAACAAGAAGUAUUCAAUAGUUAUACAAACUAGACAUGACUAUUUUACGCUUGGGUAAUUUGAUUCUAUAACAGCAUCUCCAAUGCUAGUUCUUA
This is a messenger RNA of Lotus japonicus, 1730 nucleotides long. Its product is annotated as acyl-coenzyme A oxidase 4, peroxisomal-like. Gene Ontology annotation, cellular component: peroxisome. The transcript is spliced from 13 exons. Gene Ontology annotation, biological process: fatty acid beta-oxidation. NCBI's taxonomy places the organism in Eukaryota, Viridiplantae, Streptophyta, Magnoliopsida, Fabales, Fabaceae. The record is from RefSeq and is a predicted model, not a curated record. Bases 222 to 1535 code for a protein of 437 amino acids. Gene Ontology annotation, molecular function: flavin adenine dinucleotide binding; acyl-CoA dehydrogenase activity.